GGAGUAUUCCUUCCCGAUUUCUCUGCUCCACCGCCGGUGGAGGGCGAACGAUUCCGCGACCGCUGGAGAAGGGCGCCACCGCGGGGCGGCGUAGCUCGCGCGGCCGCACUGCGCAGCCUUGGCGCCGUCGUACCACGGCCGCGCCGAACCCAACCCAAACCAAACAUGUCGGCGUCGGAUCUCCCCGACGAGCUGUGGGCGCGCGUGCUGGAGCUCGGCGCGGCGUCCUCCGCGCUGGGGUUCCGCGACCUCUGCGCCCUCGCCAUCGCCUGCCGCCGCCUCCGCCGCCUCUCCCUCCACCGCUCCCUCUGGUCGGCGCUCCUCUCCCGUGAUUUCCCCUCCCAAUCGCCGCAGCCCUCUACCUCCUCCUCGUCGUCCUCCUCUCAGCACCACCCCAAAUCCGUCUACAAAACUAAGUUCGAGAGGCAUAAGGUGCGGAUGGCGGAGGCGAGGCGGCGGGUGGUGUUCGAGGCAGAGGGCCGGGUGUUGGCGUGCCGGAGGCGGCUGGCGCAGCUGGAGGAGUCGUUGCAAGCGGAAGGGGAGAAGUUGAAGGCCUCUGCGCAGGAGCUGGAAAACCUCGAGAGAGUCAGGAGAGCUUCUGUGGCAUUAAAUGUAUGGCAACCACAAGUUGUUCGUGGACGUCAAAAGGAGUUGGUUCAGCAGUGCACAGUUCCAGUUGAUUCCCGUCUUAGUGACUUAAAGAUGGAGCUAAAAGUUUGUAAGCAACAAAUAGCAACUUAUAAGAAUAUAUAUAACAAGGAGAAGGAAAAACUGAAUGAGUAUGAGGAAGCAUUGGAGAGAGCAAUGUAUCAUCCAUUGCAGAGUAGCCAUAAAAGUUCAAUUGUGAAUGAUCCACAGGCAAAGAGAAAGAAACUCAAGUAAGACAUGCAAAUUUGCCUGCAAGCCUCCUUCUGAUCUUCCUUGAGUUGCAGGUAUGCAUGCCACUGAUAUAAUGGCAAAUGCAAAAUAGGCUGAAAAGAGAGGAACAAAAAGGUUCUUCAUGUUUAGCAGUGGCCUUCUUCCUUGCCAGGCAAGUUGAUAGGAGGCACCACUGAUCUUUCCUUAUGCUGAGAGAAUCUAUUCUCAUGGUGUGUACCGACACCGUCCAGCCGCCAGCUGUUUAUACCAUAGCUAAAAUAGUGACUGCUGACUCAUUCACGAAGCUGUGGGCGGUCAGCGAUUCUGCCGCAGCAGGACGACAUAUAUCUGAUCAAAUUGCUUCGGCUGACCCGUGGUUUUAAGAGAUGUGCACGUGAAACAAUCAUGUUCCCCCAUUUUACUUUCAAUUUGCAGAUUUAUGCAAUUAAUUACAUGUACGCUACUUCGUUUAGAAGUCAAUGAUCUCAUCGGCAUUACUCUGCAUGUACGAUGUUUCUGCCUGUAGAAAUUGGUUGUAGCUCUUGUUAAAACAAAGAUAGUUUGCGUUGCAAAGUUAAAUCUUAAAGUUGAUAAUGGACAAGAAUAUCAAGUCUACU
Messenger RNA from Oryza brachyantha (malo sina), 1475 nucleotides. Its product is annotated as F-box protein SKIP24. Gene Ontology annotation, molecular function: myosin binding. The transcript is spliced from 5 exons. NCBI's taxonomy places the organism in Eukaryota, Viridiplantae, Streptophyta, Magnoliopsida, Poales, Poaceae. Bases 166 to 882 code for a protein of 238 amino acids. The record is from RefSeq and is a predicted model, not a curated record.